Stegostoma tigrinum is the source of this 6049-nucleotide messenger RNA. Its product is annotated as inositol polyphosphate 1-phosphatase. Lineage: Eukaryota; Metazoa; Chordata; Chondrichthyes; Orectolobiformes; Stegostomatidae. The record is from RefSeq and is a predicted model, not a curated record. Gene Ontology annotation, molecular function: inositol-1,4-bisphosphate 1-phosphatase activity. The coding region runs from base 301 to 1497 and encodes 398 amino acids. The transcript is spliced from 6 exons. Gene Ontology annotation, biological process: phosphatidylinositol phosphate biosynthetic process.
UUGCAUUGAAUACUGGAGGCUUGCAUGAGAACAGCCGGUGGUUUCGCAAAGCGACAUCGCUCAUCCAUCACAACGAGCCACAGACGUGAGUGUGACUGUGUUUGUCAGAGAGACCUAUCGCCUCAUCUGUUCUCCCUUUCCGCAGAUCGGGUCAUUUCAACCGCUGGUGUACUGCACACUGCUGCUGCUGACUGUGCACAUACCGCACCCCCCUGUGCAGAGAAUGACCUCCACGGGCAUCUGAGUGCCGGACCAGCAGCGACCAUUCCAGGCGGUCUCAUAUAGACAUCGAUUUUCACAAUGACUGAAUUUUUGACCGCACUGGUCUGUGCCUCAGAAAAAUCUGCAAACAUUGCUCGAGCCUGCAAGCAAGAGGAGACACUCUUUCAGCUGCUGGUGCAAGAGAAAAAAGGGAGUGAGAAAAAUAAGAAAUUUGUUAGUGAUUUCAAAACACUGGCAGAUGUAUUAGUCCAAGAAGUAAUCAAGCAUGAUAUUGGAAAGAAAUUUCCAGGGCUGGAAGAUUACAUCUUUGGUGAGGAAUCAAAUCAAUUCACUAAUAGUCUGGGAGAGAAGAUCAAUGUUGAAGUCUGUGCAACAGAGACAGAAACUGCAGAGCUGUUGAGCAAAGUGUUGGAUGGUAAUAUUACAGCAGCCAAACUAUUAGCUCGGAUUGUUCAUCAUGAUGUCUCCAUGAAAGAUCCUGCAUUGGAGAAGGUGAAAGUUGAUAUUCCCCAGGAUACCAUGGCAGUGUGGGUAGAUCCUAUAGACUCAACAUUUCAGUACAUAAAAGGAUAUGCUGAUGAAAAGCCGAAAGAUGGAAUUUACUCCAAAGGCCUCCAGUGUGUAACCAUUCUGAUUGGUGUAUAUAACCGAAGUUCUGGGCUCCCCAUAAUGGGGGUCAUCAACCAGCCCUUUGUAACCCGUGAUCCAGAUAGUCUCAGAUGGAGAGGUCAAUAUUUCUGGGGGCUUUCGUAUAAAGACAUCAACAUCUGUUCACUGCAGAAUCAGGAUGCAAAUGCUAUAUCUCAGUCAACUGAUGAUCAGCAUGAAGAUCCAAGGUGGAAUGAAGACCUGCAGCCCAGAGAUGAUAAUUUAUCAGCUGUCAUUAGUACAAGUGAAAACGAAGCUAUCAAGACGGCAUUGUCCAUGUUACGGUUGUACUAUGCAGCUGGUGCUGGCUAUAAGAGCCUAUGUGCUGUACAAGGCUUUGUCAGUGUCUAUCUUUUGUCUGAGGACACCACUUUCAAAUGGGACUGCUGUGCACCUCAUGCUAUACUGAGGUCGUUGGGAGGAGGUAUGGUAGACUUUAGAGAAUGCUUGAAAAGAAUAAAAGAUGGCAAUUUGGAUGAACUUCCUGAGUUAAUCUAUAAUACACCAGUGAAUGGUGCCACUGGUGUAGACAGAUGGGCCAAUAAAGGGGGCUUAGUAGCUUACAGGUGUCCCAAACAUUUGGACACCAUUAUGAACAUCAUUUCUAAAGUCAACCUUGGAGAAUAAUUAUGUUUUAAAUUGCCUUUCCACUUAAAAGGGCAGCUAAUAAUAUGAUAAAAUGUAUUACAAAUAUGAUACAGUUUUGGACUUCACAUACUUUAGUUAGCAAUACAACAAAACCAAAGGAAGUCUUGCAUUUUAUGGUCAGAUUCACAGAGCAAACUUUAAAGAGAGAAUGUACAGUGCUCAUUUAAGUAAGAACUGAGACUACUAGCAUGGAGACAAAUCUCCAAGAUUGCAAGGUGGUAUAUUUAUUUACCAUGCAGCCACUAACACUAUAAAUAUAUAUAUGGAUAUAUGUUCUAUCACAGCAUUUCUCAAAUGUCUUCCUAGUGUGACCACAUUUUAAUGCUUCUGGCAUUGUGUUAUCCCAGAGUGAAAAUUUAAGGGCUUUGAGACUUGUUGCGGGGGAGAUUUCAGCUGUUGAUCAGCCGUGGGAGAAGUGAAAUGAGUGUGGGCAAAGUUGACGCAAAGCCAAGCGUUUCACAAGAAAUGCAAUACCUACUGUUUCACAAGCCUGUUCUGUUCAACAAUCCAGGCUGUGGCAGAGUAGUCCAUUAACCCAUGUCCACCAGUAACAAAAAAAAAGCAAAGCUUCAAGGGGGCCACAAAGUCCAAGUCCCAUUGCAGGCAUUGCUUGGGACCUCGCAAUCUUGUGUCGCAACUGCACUGGGGAGUCACCACUCACAGUCUGCAAGACCCGAUUUCAUGACAAAAUGAAUUUGGUUGAAUUCAGACACAGGGCAUAAAUUUAACAGUGGCAUGACAUUUCCAGUGGCAGAAUCUCUUUCUUGAUUUUUCCUUGUCCCUGCACUGUUACAAUUAUAAUCGAUAGAACUGCAAGGUACAUCGUACAGCAGGGGAAGUUCAACCCACUGGAGCUACACAUGGGUUGUAAAAGAACCUCCUGGACAAGCAGGGAUACAGUUCAUCACAGUCACAACUUUCCUGCCCAACAGUAAUUCACUUUAUUCAUGUUGGCAUCAUUGUUAUUUGUGGAGACCAGUUUAGUCAGAGAACUACAUGUACUCGCACAUCUCAUGGUUGGCACACAUUAGUUACAGUGGAAUUAAGAACAUCUCAUUCUUGUGCAAGAGGCAGUGAUGAGUUGACUUGUUCACAUGUCCUGUUUUGUACUCUGCAGUCUGUGUGACGUGGCUGAAUUUGCAGUUUCAACUGGCUGUCCCUUCAAAGCAUUGUAAAGACUAUUACCUCAGAUCACUUUCAGCAGGGUUACUUGACAUGUUCUGGGUGAAUUCGAAGCCCUAUAAGAACUUUGCCAGCCAACAUCCAGAGAUGCACCCCAUGUGGACAUUGUUGACACCAUCUUUUAAGUCCCUCAUUUUCUCACUUGCACUGUCUAUUCCACCAACCCCACCACAACCAAAAUGCCAGGUUCUUCCCUUGUCCAUUUCCCCAUGCCUCCAGACACUCCUUACCACUCUCCUUACUACUAAGUCAUUCUUGCCAGUUUCCAUGCAAUCUCCCACUUUCCUACUCCUUUCCCUUAUUAUGCAGAGUUCAAUAAGUAAAAUCACUGGUAGAUAAACAGGAAGCUGGAAGAGCACAGCAAGCCAUGCAGCAUCUGGACGAAAGGAGAUGUCAAUGUUUUGGUCUUGCCCUCCUUCAGGACUGGAUGUGGAGGUAGGAGGAGUUGCAGAUAAAGAGUUGUGGGGGGUGGUUAGCGAAAUGGUGGUGAUAGGUGAAGCCCAGUAUCCACCUGUCAUCACCAUUCUGCUUCUCUUCCCCUUUAUCUGCACUCCCCUCACCCCCACCUCCAGUCCUGAAGAAGGGUAAUAUUGACAGCUAACUGCUGAUUUCCUCCAGAUGCUGCUUGUCUUGCUGUGUUCUUCCAGGCUGCUGUUUGUCUAUCUUGGAUUCCAGCAUCUGCGGUUUCUUCUUGUCUCUCACCAAGUAAAAUCGCUGACCUCAGACACAACUGCAUAAGGCUGAGCUCUUGUUUAUAAAUGAAUGUGGACCAAUGCUAUGAGAUUCUCAUGCAAUGUUGACUUUAACUUGAAGGUAAUAAUUGAAAGUAGUUUUAUGCUCUUGAGUAUUAAUGGAGCACAGUUUUAUUACAAACAGGAGCCUAUCACAGCCUGGUAUGAGGUUUGGCAUGUCACAACCACAGUGCUGGUCUCUGACUUAAUCUCUACACUUCAACCCAACACCAGGAAAUUGAAAUUUCAGCUUCUACGCAAUUCAGUCACCUUACCUAUCACAUUUCCUGUUCUUGCAAACUCCAUGAAAUUCCCCUACUGGAUGUAGAGUAGAAACUUAGCAGUGUGGUAGAAUAGAGAUAACAAGGUCUAGAGCUGGAUGAACACAACAGGCCAAGCAACAUCAGAGGAGCAGGAAAGCUGAUGUUUCAGGUCUAGUCCCUUCUUCAGAAAUGCCAAUUAAGUAGAUUAAAUCAAAGUUUGCAAACAUCCAUCCAAAUUAAAAGGUGUCUGAAUCAGAUCCUUCCUCAUUUCCAGUCUGGAAUAUCUUGAUGGAUUAACAUAUUCUCUCUAAAUCUUUAUGUUGUGCUAUAAAUGUGUUGUGCUUCAGACUGGAAACGUAUUAAGCCUUUAUCAACUUAUCCUUUCAAGUUCACUUUAAUAUAUGCUUAAAAUAUUUAAGUGUAGAACAAUGUACCAUUUCACUAUUUAACAUCAAAUUUAUAAGUUCUGAGGAUGGGUCAUUGGACCCGAAACGGUAAUCAUGAUUUUUUUCUUCACAGAUGCUGCCAGACCGGCUGAGCUUUUCCAGCAACUUUGUUUUUGUUCUUAAAACUGCCAAUAUUUUGGUUUCAAAGUCAUACUCGGGUUGGUGAGCUCAUUAUAAGUACAUUCAUGCAAAAACUACACCAGUUAAUUGCAAAUUUAGGAAGUGCCAAAUAAGAAGAUUAAAUCAAAGUUUGCAAACAUCCAUCAAAUUAAAAGGUGUCUGAAACAGAUCCUUCCUCAUUUCUAGUCUGGAAUAUCUUGAUACAUGGAUUAACAUGGGUCUAAGUCUUCAUGUUGUGCUAUAAAUAUGUUGUGCUUCAGAUUGGAAAUAUAUGAAGCUUUUAUCAAUUUAUCCUUUCAAGUUCACUUUAAUAUAAGCUUAAAAUAUUUAAGUUACUUAUAAUAAACCUGUUUCAGAAUUGUAGCACCCCCUCAGUACAGCGGUACUUUCCAGCCCAGAGGUAAGGACAGUACCGUUGUGCAACUAGAUCUCAAAUAUAACAUAAUGAAUCUUGGAUUUAUAUGAAAUCUGACCAUUUCAAAAUAGUUCAGAGCAGUUGACCUGAAGAAUUACCUUUUGAAAUGCAGUCACUGCUUUGUAGACAGGGACCAUCUUGGGGCAGUGCUCAAACUGGGAAAAUUGAAUUGUGUUUCCUAUAGGUGAUCAGCAGUUGGGUAUCAGAGGUUUGGCUGACUUCUUUUUUGUUCCUGUUUAGUCACGAGAUUCUGCCCGAUUACAGGAUUCCUGUAACUGGCUUGACAGAAGUAAGCUGACUGAGAUCCAAGAUUUAAUCUGUGUUGAACCUGCUCUAUGUACCUCAGUGCUGCACGAUUAAGGGAUUAAUUUUAAUUAUUAUUAACACUUAUACGGAAAGAAAUUGAAGGAAUGCCUUGAUGAGAUUAUGCAGUAAUGUUGGGACAACCUGCAGAUUGAAACUUUGAUCGCACCAUAGACUUCCAAACAAUGAUGUAGUAGUUACUGUUCUCAUGACUUCACCUUUUUCUUUUAGGAAAUAACGUGAACCUGUAGAAGGAUUUUCAAGCUGGUCAACAGACCAGCCACAGUGUAAUUAUCUAUGUACCAGUUAUUAGAUUGACCCUGUGUGGCAAGAAGGUUCUAUAACCUCUCAUAACUAAUAUGAUAGUUGAGGUCCACCAAUGUGCUCCAGGCACAAAUAUUCCCAGUGGAUAUCAAACCAGAGUUUGGAUCUCCACAUGUCAAAACUGCCUAAAAAUCUCACACUCAGAGGCAGGAAUCUGAAAAGAAUGAAUCAAUUCAAUUAAAUCAAUAAUUAUUAAAUUGGUGCUAGUAAUUGAAGGGACCAUAUUUUCCUCUAUACUGUCAAUUUAUUAACCUGACUGUCUACCAUAUCUCCAAAAGGACUUUAAUAUUCAGAAGUAAAUAGUUAAGGAUCUAAUAUCUCUGAUAUAUUAUUCAAUUGACGGUUCUUAUGCUUUUAUGUUGUAAAGUAAGUUCAUAUUUAUGAUGUAUAGAUAAACUGCAAUCAUUACUGAAAGCAAAUGCUUUUUUACUGACUAUUAUGAGCCAAGGGGUAAAAGAAAACUUGUAAAUUGUUUGCAGUACCUUUAUUUGAGCUUUUUGCUCAGAACAUACAUUCAUGUGUAAAGAUAUAUUAAGUAGUGUUGUAACUAAUAUUAAUGUGCAAUAUAUGUAUAAGACACCACUGAAGUAUGUAAAUAAAUUUUUAAUAAGUGUCUAUGAGAAAAGGUGAAGUAUAGCUUACAAACAUAAAUUAAGGAUGCAAAGGGCAGAACAUUAUCUACACCAUUUCCUGUGUGCUUAUUCCUAGAUGUUAUAGACGUGUGAUUAUUUAGAAACUUCCUCAUAA